AUAACUGUAUUUAUGUUCAGGUUAAGUUGCUAAUUGAUGGACAAACUUUGCUGGACUUUGCCACGAGUUUCUGCCGUUGUUCCGCGGGACGAUGAUAAUGGGCGGCGGAGUAGUUGAUCUUUGGUGCGGGCAUAAUCACUUCCGUUUAACUGGUACCAGAACCGGCAGUGUGGAACUAUCACCCGCCCCAGUUCCGUUGGCUUUCGGAGUGGAGUGGUGGGGAAACGGAUUUUACGACCUCGGUUGGGAGGACCCGGCGGGAGGCCAUCCGGAUGGGGUGAAGAUAAAGGGGGACAGGAACCGAAGGCUGACUUCCGAGCCGCGUGCUGUUGAGGAACAAGUCAUUGGUCAGGCGGGAGCUCUUGCGAAGGGCUUCUUGUUGACGCUGCGGAACGUGCUGGUCAAUCUUGUCCAGCUAAUGCCGAAGAUUCUGCGCGUCCUGCUACGCGACAGCUCCACCAACAGCGCCAUAGUGGAGCUGCUCCCCGCGCUGCAAAAGUUUACCUCUGACACCACGAUCUGCAAGCGCAAGAAGCCUAACGGUAUUGAUUGGGCACUUGCACCACGAGAGACGACGUUCGUGGACUGUUUGGUGUGGCAAACGCACCCGCAGUUUCAGGACCUGGCAAGCGGAAUCAAGCGGACGUGUGUCUACGGAGCAGGAGUGGGACGUUAGUAUUAGGACGACGCCGAUAACGUCGGUGCUGUCGGACGGAAAGAUAAAUGUGUUAGAUAUGCCGGGGCACGUAAACUUUUCGGACGAGAAGAUGUUGUCGCAAGUCGUCGGGGAUGUGGACACGACGCUGGCGGACAAG
Molecule: messenger RNA, 815 nt
Organism: Culex pipiens pallens (northern house mosquito)
Lineage: Eukaryota; Metazoa; Arthropoda; Insecta; Diptera; Culicidae
Exons: 2
Coding region: 92-676 (194 amino acids)
Source: RefSeq, a predicted model, not a curated record